Messenger RNA from Megalobrama amblycephala (Wuchang bream), 1686 nucleotides. Its product is annotated as olfactory receptor 146-like. Gene Ontology annotation, biological process: G protein-coupled receptor signaling pathway. Gene Ontology annotation, cellular component: membrane. Gene Ontology annotation, molecular function: olfactory receptor activity; G protein-coupled receptor activity. The transcript has 2 exons. Lineage: Eukaryota; Metazoa; Chordata; Actinopteri; Cypriniformes; Xenocyprididae. The coding region runs from base 144 to 1073 and encodes 309 amino acids. The record is from RefSeq and is a predicted model, not a curated record.
AAAAAACAAGUCAUACUGUUUGACCUAAUCAUUACUGAGAGAAUAGUAGGCAGAGUGAGGCAAAAUGCUGCUGUUACAUUUAUAAACUAAAAUUCAAUGCUGAUAAAGUUGGUUGCUACUUCACAGUUUGUGUACAGCAACCAAUGGACAACCUGACAUUUACAAACAGCAUUCUCCUCAUGGAGGGACUGAAAGUUACAUCUCAGUCAUCUCAACCUGUUUUCAUCCUCCUUCUCUUGACUUAUGUCUUUACAAUGUUAUCAAACAUUGGACUUAUAUUUUUGAUAUCAACAGAGAAGAAUCUGCAUGACCCAAUGCAUUUUCUAUUCUGCAACUUGCCACUGAAUGACAUACUAGGAACCACUGUCAUUAUGCCACGCUUGCUGCAAGAUAUUUUAAGGGACACCUCAGAGCGCUAUAUAUCAUAUGCAGAGUGUGUUAUUCAAGCUUUUUUUGUGCAUGUAUUUACAGCAGCAUGUCACUAUGUGCUGAUGAUCAUGGCCUUUGACAGAUAUGUGGCUAUAUGUAAUCCAUUGCGAUACACAUCUAUAAUGACCAAUAAAAUGGUCAUUAAAUUAUCAGCAUUUGCUUGGGGCCUGGCAAUUAUUUUAGUUACAAUUAUGAUAGGACUCACUCUGCGUCUGUCUCACUGUAGGUAUAAAAUUGAAAACCCUUUCUGUGACAAUGCCUCACUGUUUAAACUGUCCUGUGAAAAUGUAGUCAUAAAUAAUGUGUAUGGACUUGUUUAUACCAUCGUUGUACUCAGUCUGUCAGCGAUGUGUAUUUUCAUAACAUAUGUCAGGAUCGGUACUGUAUGCAUAACCAGCAAAAACAAAUCACUCAACAACAAAGCCAUAAAAACCUGCAGCACUCAUUUAACUGUUUAUUUAAUCAUGUGUGUUUCUGGAGCUACUUUUAUUUUACUUCAUCGUUUUCCUGAAUACUCUGACAGCAGGAAACUAGCUAGUAUACUGUUUCACAUUAUACCUCCGGGAUUAAAUCCCUUAGUAUAUGGUUUACAAACCAAAGAGAUAAGACAAAAGAUUGUAAAACACUGGUGUAGAAAAAAGUGAAUUCCUCAUUGGAUUAUGUAUCUUCAUAACAUAGUCAAUAUUAUUUUAAUGGAUUUUGAGUGUGUGAAAAUAAUAUUUACUAUUUAGCUAAGAAUAACCAUAGUACUGUAACAUUGCAAACACUGUAACUGUUCUGUACUCAAAUCCUUUUCAGUAUUUAGCAGGUGUUUGUAUGAGAAUUGUUGACUUAAAAAUGUAACAAAUUUAAAUAAAUUUGUAAGCACAUAUUACCUGGAAAAAUUAAAUAAAUAAAUGACAAGAAAAGAGCACAUGUUUAUUCUGGUUCACUAUAAGAACAAAAAGCACUUUAAAAGAAAAAAAAAAAAGACUUUAAAAUUCUUUAAAUAUAGAACAAAAAAGGCACAUAUGUGCAUAGGAUGCAACAAAGCUGGGUUAGCAACAAAACCUGGUAAAAAAAAAAACUAAAAAAAACUAAUUAAUUUUAAAAAUUAAAAAAAAAAAAUAAUAAUAAUUUAAAAUGUAAUAUUUUAGAUAGUGUCUAAGACAGAUAGAUAGCUUCUUUAGCCUGCUAACAUCAACACGCCGUGCUAGGCGGGCGUGGUUUCAGCAACCAGGCACCUCAUUUCCAGCCAUGUCCCGCCUCUUUGCCCAU